This is a messenger RNA of Perkinsus marinus ATCC 50983, 844 nucleotides long. RefSeq lists its product as hypothetical. The coding region runs from base 1 to 771 and encodes 256 amino acids. The transcript is spliced from 3 exons. NCBI's taxonomy places the organism in Eukaryota, Perkinsozoa, Perkinsida, Perkinsidae. The record is from RefSeq and is a predicted model, not a curated record.
AUGGUGGUCGAUGAACUGGCGGUGAUCCGAGCCAACUGUCCGAAUGAGUCAGCGGGGAUCAGGGCCGAAGCUAUGAGUCAGCCAACAUCGAUCCCAGCCUAUUCCCCACAUCAACCGGUGGCAUCUCUGGAUGAGGGGCCAAUACUGAUUCCUGGCGACGAUUUGGGUGCCACCGAAAAGAAGCUCGAUGGUAUCACCAGUCAGGAGAAUGCUAUCGAUGGUGGACAGUUCGGCCGGAACCCAAUUGAUAUCGUUUGUCCCUACUGUAACCUCCCCAAAAUAUUCAGCGUCAAUCAACAUAUACGGGACGGUUCCCGGUUUGGGUUGUGCCCACUCAUGCCGAAAAAAGUCUCGGUUAAGAUGGAGCUGAAGCAGGAGGCGACCAAAAGGCUAUCGAACUUGAUCGUUGUCAGUGUCCCAUCGAGUAACAAGCAACGGUGCGGGUAUUGUGGCCUCUUGGUUGGUACUGUGCUUCAAGAUUCAGCGGAUGGGACUAUACUAUCUCCCCAUGAGAAGUUCCAGGACGACGAGCUUGGUGGAAAACUGUCUUGGUAUUGUCCGGUUGCACCAAGUCAUCCACCUGAGAAGUACCAGAGGCUCAAACAGGAGAAGGAUGCGCGAGAGCGAGCUCGGCAAGAUCGCAAGAACGCUUGGAAGCGCGAGCGAUACCAAGAGAAGAGGCGAUUACGGCACGCCGAGAGGAAAAAAAGAAUACAAGGCACUUAUGCUCCAAGUCGUUCUUCGAACAUGAAUUCUUCCUCUGAUAUAUGACAUCACCGCGGUUCUCGCUUGCUCUCGACCAUCGACCACUAAUGAUGCAGCUACAGAGCAAUAUUUUGAAAUG